This is a messenger RNA of Ipomoea nil (Japanese morning glory), 2181 nucleotides long. RefSeq lists its product as uncharacterized. NCBI's taxonomy places the organism in Eukaryota, Viridiplantae, Streptophyta, Magnoliopsida, Solanales, Convolvulaceae. The record is from RefSeq and is a predicted model, not a curated record. The coding region runs from base 229 to 1902 and encodes 557 amino acids. The transcript is spliced from 9 exons.
ACGUCCGCCCCACUCUUUUGCAGCAACCUUGUACUCCAUCAUCGCACUACAAAAACAAAUUAUUAAAAUCCUAACAACAAUAAUACUCUGCUUCCCUCUACAUUCUCCCAGAAACCCAAGCCCCAAGUUUCGGAAAAUGUGAAAAUCAUUUCUCCUCUUUCCUCUUCUCACAUUUGGGACUUCCUCGAUCGUCUUUUUUAAUUUUUGUGCUUGCAGUUCCAAAAUAAAAUGUUGGACAAUUUUGGGGAGAUGUGCAAAACAGAGCAUCUCUUUGAUUCAUCGGAACACAAUCUGAAACCAUUAAGUGAAAAUGCUAAAGUUCUUAUAGAGGAAUCUGCUCCCCCGUUUGGGGAGGUUGGAUCGGUCUUCUCAGAAUCGGAAGAGGAAGGUAUGUGGCUGCAACUUCUACUAGAAGAACCAAAAUAUAGUAACAUUUUGGAUACAGUCUUGGAUAUAAAUGCUUCCAAUGCUCAGAAGAACUUCUAUGUCAAUGAAUAUCUUGAUUCCACCUAUCACAAAGCAGAUGAUGGGGUACUGAAUUCAAGUUUUACUGAAGGUAAUAAAACAGUAGAACAGUUUGUAGAUGGAGUCUCAGAAGAAAACUUUAACAUGGUGGCUUGUGAAGAAAAUAGUGACUUGGAUGCAUGUAAAGACUACCUGUUGGAUGUUAUGUUUGAUGAGAGGCUCCAUUCUGUUCUGAACAAGGAAAUUUAUACAAAGUUUGAUAAGCAGAAGUUGUCUAGCACUCGAGAAAUCGAGAAUUCGAAAAAAACGAGGACAUGGCUUCUCCCAAAUUUUGAUCUUCCAGGUGAUAAUUCCCACAUUGGUCAGAAUAUGAAGAUUCAGCUGCAAAUCACUAGUGCUCAAAGAUCUGCCACUAGAGUUUUCAAAUCCAGCCUGGAAUUAUCUUCUUCCCAGAAUAACUUGCGGGUUGAUGAAAUGUCAAGUGAUAAACUGCGCAAAAAGUUAUUCGGUCAUCAAACUAUUAUUACUGACGAGCAUUGGCUGAGGCACCAUAUUUCACUUGGCUUGCAGAAGAGCGAUAAGUGGAAGAAGAAUUCGAGUCUCAAGGAAUUUUCUAUCCCGAAUGAAAAUAAAAGAGUUGAAGUCUCAUCUGCAACCGAGGAUCUCCUUAAAGCACCUACUCCCUUUUCUGGUGUAUUCAGUUUUAAAAGAAAGCAAAGGGUUCAACGUGUGAAGAAGAAGAAAGGAAACAGCGCCUUUUGUGAAUCCUUGAAAAACUUUUUCUCUGAAUGUGGUCGGAAGAAACCUGAAAUUCGCAAAAAGCACACAAAAGAUAACGUUCUACAUGACAGAGAAGGAUCCAACGAGCAUUUUCGAGCUUGCACUGAAGUUCCUCGUGAGGAUACGAUAACCAGGAAUGAGGGACAUGAUCAUAGCAGUAAAAGGCACGAGGAUAAUUGCGAUUCUCUAGUGGAGUCAGUGGAAGAAGAUGAUGAUGAUGAUACAUAUACGGGGGAGUCGGAAGAUGAUACAUCUGAGAAUGAAUGGAAGACUGAAAAGAUCCAGCACCAUAGAAAGAACCACUUCUGGUCUCUAACCGAGGUCACAAAUCUGGUUCAAGGUGUUUCCAAGUAUGGCGUUGGAAGAUGGAUUCAGAUCAAGAGGUUAUUUUUCCGCUCAUCACCCCAUCGAACUCCCGCAGAUCUUAAGGACAAAUGGAGAAAUCUUUUGAGUGCAAGCUGUGGAAGGUCACAGAAGAGAAGGCUGAGGCCGAGACAAAAUGGAAUACCACACUCAAUACCUCAGCAUAUUCUACACUGGGUUCGUGAUUUGGCCGCCACUCAUCCAUAUCCAAGAAAAAAAAAAAAGUCAGGCAAACCGCCGCCCCUUCCAUCCGGGCUUCAAAUACUGCCCCAAGAACGUAACUCUCUGCUAUAAGCCUGUAAGUAGUGUAGAGAUGGCAAUGGGGUGUGUCCCCAGUUUAACACCAGCUAUUGCUUGUUCUUAUGGAUAUUGGUAUUUGGUAGUUAGAAUGCUGACAUUUUUGGAACUAAACCAUUAAUAUCCACUACCAAAACAUACUUCACCUGUUCAUCUUACAUAGUACAUGUACAUGUGUGUGCGCUAAAAACGUCCAACUGUUUAUCAGUUGUGAUUCUCCAAAUUACUACCUAUUAGGAGAAUCGGUUCGACAUUUAUAUAGUAAAUGGUUUAAUA